Neohortaea acidophila is the source of this 3646-nucleotide messenger RNA. RefSeq lists its product as uncharacterized. NCBI's taxonomy places the organism in Eukaryota, Fungi, Ascomycota, Dothideomycetes, Mycosphaerellales, Teratosphaeriaceae. The record is from RefSeq and is a predicted model, not a curated record. The coding region runs from base 284 to 3496 and encodes 1070 amino acids. The transcript has a single exon.
CCUCUCCCGCUGCUCUCCCUCCCCUCUCUACACGCUGCGUUGAGGUGAAGUGACUCAACCUGCCGCUGGUGGGGUCAUCACCACCGCACUUGGACUCACCUCAACCCCUCACUUUGGCGUCGAAAGCGCUGCGUGUGCGCCGUUUGUCACAUGAAAAUCUCAGCUGUUGGCGGCCUCUCUCGCAGCGCCUAAGCAAACACCACUCCCAUUCACAACUUCACAUCACUUGGCUUAACACGACAUAUUCGCCCGUCCAAACACGGCAUAGCCGUCACUCGUUCAAAUGGAAGACUCUUCUGGCGGCGCGGGAAAGGCCGCUACUUCUUCCUGGCUGCUCUCACCUUCACGCCGCCCUUCACAAUCUUCUGCCGUCGCAGGACCAGCGUCCAGCUCCACCGAACCCACCAACACUCAAAGAUCUAGGAGACGAAGAGUCCUUGGUCGGCUCGUACGAUCCGGCUCGGAUCCUCGCAACACCAACGUCCCCUCACCUUUCAACGCCGAAGCGCCCGACUUCAUCCCGCAAAGCCUGCCCAAGACCCCAUCGAAGCGAAAGGCCUCGUCCUUCUCCAAGUCUGGCAGAGCUUCGCAAUCAGACAGCGACAUGGCCUUCAUCACCCCUUCUCCCACAGAUCCGCCCCUCAUUCGCGCCGCGGAGAUCAUGUUCCCCGGUCAAGCAGGCCUGCGCUUCACCUCUCCCUCUCCCAUCCCCGAGCUGGCGAUGAGCUCAUCCGAGGAGUCAGAUGAUACCGAAUUUCCCAACUUUCAGCUUGUUGCACCGGCUCGCCGCGAGUCGAAUCGCACUGCACGCCCUGGGUACCUCAACUUCACCAGCCGGCUCCGAGCGGCGGAGAUGAGGAAACGACAAGAUCCUGCUCACAUGACUUCGGCCAUCUUGCUAUACCCGGAAGACACCCUGACUGAUGUCGCAACGCCUAUGAGUGGUGCUAGCCGUGUGCGCUAUCUUCCACUCUGUCCAGCUUCCAUGUCCGUGAACGGAGCUGCCGCAUACGGCACCGACGGCGCCAGCUCAAGCCUCUUGACGGUCCUGCCGAGCCACUGCGACUUCGUUCAACGCUCCGAGCGCGCUGAUGCCUACACUCAAGUAGUAUGGCCCUCAGGCGAGCUGCCCGUCGAGCUCUUCGACCUCAUCACCACGCAUCUCGCCCGCGAUGAUGUCAAGACAAUGCGCCUGGUCAAUCGGGAGUUUGAACAGAAAGUCGCCCACACCCUCUUCCAUACGUCUGUUGUCCCCUUCAACACCGAGAUCUACGACAUGAUCGACGAAGACCGGAAGAGUGUCAACCGUGGCCCUCAAUUCCAUGGCAAAGGAAAGGCCAAGAUGGGCUCCAUGCCACGAAGCAUGGACGAGGCUGGACUUGGCCAGGAGUUGGGGGGCCUGCAGUGGCAGAAUGCGAAAGAAGACAAGGAGGGCAAAGUGUAUAAGGGACAUGGCCUACGAGUCUUCCGCGGGUUUGGUCCACACAUCAAGCGCUUCGGCAUGACCUUUGAGAUCUCCGAGCAGCAACUCGCCUGGCCUCCGACGAAGAAGAACCUCGACCACAUUCAAGCCUAUUACGGGUCGUACGACUGGCCUUCUCUCGAUUACACUCGCUUUGCUACGCUGGCGGGAUUGGAGAAUACUGCGGAUGAGACAUCGCGCAUGAAGGCGGCCUUCUCCAACCUGGAAAUCGUGCAGGAGCUCGCGCUGUCCAUCGACAGUGGUCUCGGCUGGCUCAAUGGACCCGACAAGUCUUUGCGCACUUUGCUACUCGACCAGCCAACACCCGUCUUCGGCAGCUCCUUCAGCAUGCCUGACCGCAGCGCACAAAAUGCACAGGCCUUCUGGACCGCGUUGCACCAAUCUCAAGCAAGCUUUGAUCCCAUUAUGAAUAUCAAAGAGAUGACGCUCGACCAUCGCCCCUGUCUGGUUCAGCCGACCGAGAUUGAGGGCCUCCGCGACAACAUCUACUCCAACACUCAACUGUGGUCGUCGAUCAGCUCGAACAAAAUCUCCUCGGUGUUGCCAAACUCCCCAACUGGCUUCGGAGUACUUUACGCCACUGCCAACCAGACGGGUUCAGACGGUAGCCCCAAGCAGUCUUUGGCGCCUGGGUGUCUGAGCAAAGAACAAAGAGAGUGGCUAUUGGAAACCCAAUGGGCCCAGCAGGCCUUUCUGGAAUCCUACAUGCUCGCUGUCAUCGACAAUCCGCUGACCUUUCAGAACAUCACUACGCUCAAUUUCGCAAGAGUAUCGAGUCGGUUCCUACAAAUGCUGUCACGCGACUCCUUCUGGAAAGGACUGCCUCAUCUUGCGGAGGUGAUUCUGAGGAUCAGCCCAGACUGGCGGACAGUCGAGAAAGAUGAUGCGGGAUUCGCCACGACCACGCAGAACAGCCCGUCCGAUGCAGUGCGCUGCCUGCACAAAGAGAUUCUGCAGGGUUGCGUAGCGCCUCGGCAAUCCAUCAAGAAGCUUACAGUCGGCUGGGCAGGCGGAGGAGAGCAUGCUCCAGGCAUGUUCGCGCGUAACAACAACGUCCUUCCGGCGCCAAUCACCCGUGUGGAGCACUGCACUGCCAAUAGUAGUAUUUUUGGCCUGCUCUUCCCUCACGUGGAGCAUCUCACCUUGACGAAUUGCUGGCUCUCCCCGCCGGUGCUCGAAGGCUUGAUCAAGGCGCACUCGCAAAAAGCGUUGAAGAAACUUACCCUUGAUUCAGUGUCGUUGACUACGCAUCCCAAGUUCCCCAACUUUGGUGGAGCUCACCUUCUGAAUCCACAGGCACCUCCUCCUCUCGCUCUCGCCGGUGCUCCACAACAACAACUCACGGCCCAGCAAAUCAAUGCCAUGGUGCAGCAGCAGAUUGCGCAGACGCAACAGCAGCUCAUCGCCCACGCGCAGGCAAACCCGCAAGCAGCGCCUGCCAUUGCGCAGUUUCUAGCGGGGCCACCAAAUCCACAUACCGCGCCUGCAGCCAACUCGCACUGGACCGCGGGAUAUCGCGACGGCUCUUGGCCCCAAAUCAUUGACCUCAUCUCCCCCGGCACCACGUUCCAAGACUACCGCCCAGCCCCUGCUCCAUGGGAGGAGCAAAUCCCCGCCCGCCCGCAGACCAGUCUCCGUACCAUCGAGUUCAAGUCCUGCGGCUACGUCAAACUUCCGAACCACACCGGCUUCGACCAGCUGGCCCUCGAAGCCCCCGCCCCACUACGCGCCACACACUCGGCCUGGUUCCGCGCGCGUCACAGUCGGCUUAAGCCUUCGAUGAUGACGAGCGGCGACCGCAAUCUGGGCCAGAUUGUGCAAUCCAUGCCGCCGCGUGAGAUGAAUGCGCUGCUGUUUGCUUGGGGGUUUACGGAGGGGUGGCAGGAUGCUGCGAAGGCGGAGGAGGCGGAGUUUGAUGGCUUCUUGCCAGGUGGGACAGGGAGGUUUUCGGGUGUGGUGGAGAGGGGGAUGGCGCUUGUUGGACCAUCUCAUCCGGGCACGCCUAGAAUAUGAGUGUGAAGCAUUGGGCUUGUUACUUUGACGACUCUGGUGGGAUGCGAAGAGUGUGUGUUACUGGUGAGAAUCGGAGGGGGUAAUGAUGUAUUUUAGUCGACGCUGCUCAAUUGGCAAGGCUUGAUGAAAGAAUUGGAACAUUUGAAACUG